AUGUCAAAUGAUUCAAGCACAGUCAAAGAUGUCAUCUACAGACCUAACAAGCGGUUGUUAAGGAUAUUCAUUGUGCUUUGUGUCCUUCUGCUUCUUAUCAUUGGUCAACACUUAUUUCUCGAUUCUCGUGAAGAUCUGGUAUCUGCAUUGCAAAAUAGCAGGGUUUUCAAGUUUAUUAACGAAGAAGGGGAUAAACAUACUUCGAAUGACGUAGAUUCUUAUGGUACAUCCGUAGAAACACACACUGUGCAAAAGGAAGAAGAGGAAGAAGACCAACUGCUCGAGGUGAAUGGGGUGCUAUCAACAAACGAAUACAAUGAAGAUUCCAAUUCAGGAGGUGAAGAAGGAGACAAGGAGAAAGAGAGGGCUGCAAUGGUGGUUGUGGUACAGAAUAAGGCUGAUAUUCCGAUGAUUAUGCCAACAAUAAGAAGCUACCAACAGAAGUUUAAUGAAAAGUACAAUUAUGAUUGGAUUAUAAUAUCGCACAGAGCGAUGUUGUCUCUGCUUCAGCGAGAUAUAACGGCUUUAACUUUGCUGGGAUCCAGCGUGAAAUUCAUGGAUUUGAAAUACCUGUCGGAACUUUUAGUAUAUCCUCCGGGAAUUGACAAACAAAGGGUAAGACAAACUAGACGUGACACGGACUUCCCAAAAAUGUUGAGAUCAAAAAACAUAUUACAAGCAAGACAUUUUGCAAGGUUCCUGACAGGCCAUUUCUAUAAUUUGGAUAACCUCUGGAAAGACUAUGACUACUACUGGAAAGUGCCAUUGGGCUCGCAGUUGAGUUGUGAAGUCAACUAUGAUGUGUUCAAAUACAUGAAACAAAACAAGAUCAAGUAUGGAUGGCUGUUGAUGCAAGAAGACUAUCCUCAUCUUCAUCCUAGUUUGUUCAAUAUCGUAAAGAAGUAUAUUCUCGACCCAAACAACAAUUUUAUGCCAGAAUCGGGACCCACUAAGAACAAUUUUCACUUCCUUCUUGGUGAAGGCAUGGACCCCAGUGCAUUACAGGACCCUAAUGCCGAUUGGAAGAUAAAUUCGUGCAGUAUUGAUACAGAGUUCGAAUUAGUGGACUUGUCGUUUUUCAAAUCCACCCAAUACCAACAUUUCUUCAACCAUAUAGACGAAUUCAACGGCUUCUACUACGAAUCCUGGAGAGAACCAGUAAUCAAGACCAUAGCCACGUCUCUUUUCCUCAACACAAACGAAGUUCAUUUCUUCGACGAUUUAGCAGUACUGGUUCGAACACAAGCCUUAGGGCUUUGUCCUUUAAACACCGAUUUUUACAUUAAAAACAAAUGUACGUGUGAUCCACGGGAACACGGCAAGAGGAUUGGUGUUGGUAAAUUCCCUGGAGAAGAACUACAAUUAAUGCAUAAGAGUACAUGUUUGGCUAAAUGGUUGCAAUCAUCAGACCAAGGUACUCCUAAAGUUUUUGAGGUUGAAGACGACCCAUUAUUUCAUUCUUUUUCGAAAAUGACGAAACGGCUUCUGUUGAUUAGAUGUACGUCGCUCUACGGAGUCGCUAACCCUAUCUAG
Molecule: messenger RNA, 1533 nt
Organism: Debaryomyces fabryi
Lineage: Eukaryota; Fungi; Ascomycota; Pichiomycetes; Serinales; Debaryomycetaceae
Exons: 1
Coding region: 1-1533 (510 amino acids)
Biological process (GO): protein N-linked glycosylation; cell wall mannoprotein biosynthetic process
Cellular component (GO): membrane; Golgi apparatus
Molecular function (GO): alpha-1,2-mannosyltransferase activity
Source: RefSeq, a predicted model, not a curated record